Molecule: messenger RNA, 1488 nt
Organism: Zasmidium cellare ATCC 36951
Lineage: Eukaryota; Fungi; Ascomycota; Dothideomycetes; Mycosphaerellales; Mycosphaerellaceae
Exons: 2
Coding region: 1-1488 (495 amino acids)
Cellular component (GO): mitochondrion
Molecular function (GO): alcohol dehydrogenase (NAD+) activity; metal ion binding
Source: RefSeq, a predicted model, not a curated record
AUGGCCAUCGUAAGGAUAGCUCCCUCGCGGGCCCAACGCGCCGUGAACCUCCUCCGCACAAUCAACUCGGGCAGCUCCUCUUGCCCCUGCCAUUCCAACCCGGGAGCUCACAAUCACCACCAUGGCCACCAGAUUAACCCUUACGCAGGACGCGUGCGCUCGUUGGCGACGCCCGUGGAUCUAAGCCAGCAGAAGGAGUAUGCGUUCGAGAUGGCUGCUUCGAGUAUCCGAUUUGGACCUGGAUGUACCAAGGAAGUCGGGAUGGAUUUCACGAACUUGGGGGCGAAGAAAGUGAUGGUUGUGACGGAUUCGACGGUGGAGAAGCUGGAUGCUAUGAAGCAGGUGAUUCAGGGAUUGGAGACGGAGGGGAUUGCGUAUGAGGUUUUUAAUAAAGUCAAGGUUGAGCCGAAGGAUUACUCAAUACGAGAAGCAAUCGACGCCGCAAAGCCCUACGCCCCCGACGCCUUCCUCGCCGUCGGCGGCGGCAGCGUAAUCGACACGGCCAAACUAAUGAACCUCUACACGACCUUCCCGUCGGCCGAAUUCCUCGACUUCGUCAACGCGCCCCUAGGAAAAGGCCAACCCAUAACCUCCAAACUGAAGCCCCUCAUCGCCGUGCCCACCACCGCCGGAACCGGCUCCGAGACAACCGGCACCGCCAUCUUCGACCUCGUCUCCAAGAAAGCCAAAACGGGAAUCGCCCACCGAAACCUCAAGCCCACCCUCGGCAUCUGCGACCCCAUCAACACCCGCACCAUGCCCUCCGCCGUGCACGCCUCCUCAGGCCUCGAUGUCCUCUGCCACAGCUUGGAAUCCUGGACCGCGAUACCCUAUAACGAACGCAUCCCCCGUCCCACAAACCCGAUCAACCGCCCGGCAUACCAAGGCGCCAACCCCAUUUCCGACAUCUUCUCCCUGCAAGCCCUCCGCGACACAGUCAAGUACCUCCCCCGCGCCGUCAAAGACCCAGACGACUGGGAAGCGCAAUCCAAAAUGCUCCUCGCCGCAACCCUCGCCGGAGUCGGUUUCGGAAACGCAGGCGUCCAUCUUUGCCACGGAAUGUCCUAUCCGAUUUCUUCUCAAAACCCAGGAUAUCAGCAUGCGGGCUAUCAGGUCCAGACACCCAUCAUCCCCCACGGUGUCUCCGUCGCAGUCAGCGCUCCGGCGGUGUUCAAAUUCACCGGUGCGUCGAACCCAGAACGCCAUCUUGCCGCGGCGGAGUGCUUUGGGGUGGAUAUCUCGAAUGUGAAGAAGGAAAGCGCUGGAGAGGUCUUGUCUGAGGCUUUGGCCAAGUUCCUUGUUGAUCUGGGUGACCAGCCGAGAGGUUUGAAAGCUUUGGGCUUCAAGAGCAGCCACAUUGAUACGCUCGUCGAAGGAACGCUGCCACAGGCGAGAGUUUUGAUGUUGGCGCCAAAUCUCGACACGAAUGGCGGGCAGGAGGAGAGAACGCAGCUGAGGAAUCUGUUUGAGGACGCAAUGGAGUACUGA